Quercus lobata is the source of this 1174-nucleotide messenger RNA. RefSeq names its product Tetratricopeptide repeat (TPR)-like superfamily protein. The transcript is spliced from 3 exons. Bases 62 to 973 code for a protein of 303 amino acids. Lineage: Eukaryota; Viridiplantae; Streptophyta; Magnoliopsida; Fagales; Fagaceae. Gene Ontology annotation, molecular function: protein binding. The record is from RefSeq and is a predicted model, not a curated record.
CGUUUAACACAACUGAAGCAAAAACGUGAGCCUGUUGACCCUCAUAUAAAAUUUCAUCACCAUGCUUCUACGAAGCUCAUCAACUCCGAUCCUAAAUUCAUGGCUUCCACACGCAGUAAAAGACUCAUCCCUAGUCCCAGAGCUCGAAAUAGUCCCCCAAAUCCCCAAACGACGAAGCUCACUUUCCUUAACAGUCGGUUCUUCACCUCCGGUGAUCAGCGAUCCAACCACUAAGGCGAUGACACGUGCGCUCUCCGAAACCGACCUCCGCGAGCUCCCGGUUCCGAGGAAGAAGCCGUUUUCGAGAACUCUGAGCGGAAUCUCGGUGGAGGAGGAGGUGGAGGAAGCGAUAAAGAUGGUGGGGUCUGGUAGUAAAACGGUGUCGUCAUUGGGGGAUAGGUGCGAGGUUGGGACGAACAGUGGGAGUGGGAUGCUGAACUUGUUGGUGGCGGGUGGGUUCGGGUGUGGCGGCGGUAAGAUCUGUGGCGGCGGUGGAGGUGGACGAUCGGACGGUGAUGAAGAUGGGAGCUUCGAUUUCUGGGAUUCGAAUCAUGGGAGUGAUGGGACUGAUUUGUAUUAUCAGAAAAUGAUCGAGGCUAAUCCUGGAAACUCGCUUUUGCUCAGCAACUAUGCUAGGUUCUUGAAAGAGGUUCGCGGAGAUGUUGAAAAGGCGGAAGAGUACUGCGGGAGGGCGAUUUUGGCGAACCCGAAUGAUGGGGAAGUGUUAUCCAUGUAUGCAAAUUUGAUAUGGCAGGGCCAUAAGGAUGCUCCUAGAGCUGAGAAUUACUUUGAUCAAGCUGUUAAAGCUGCCCCUGAUGACUGUUAUGUUCUAGCAUCCUAUGCUCGGUUUCUUUGGGAUGCUGAAGAAGAAGAAGAAGAAGAAAUGGACCAUGAAGUGGAAGAUGGCACUAGCAAAACAUUACCAGUAACAGCCAGUUUCUUCCAUGGAGCUCCUAUAGCUGCUUCUUCUUGAAAGCUUUCUCUUUGCAUCUCUCUUGUAUCAUAUAUAGAUAGCCUGAAUAUUUUUCUGACCUUUUGUUAAUAUAUCCGUGACUUUUUUGCCUGCUGAGAUGAGUUGUAUUAAAGAUUUAGAAAAAUUUUCCCCCUCAUUCUUGUAGUCAUAGUUGUAGAAUGCAAAUAAGAAAUGAAGGAAUGAGUUUUGAGUUUUAAAUUU